AACAUUUUGUUUCAUUAUUACAUUACAUGAUAAAGAUGUCCGAUUUUUCUAAACCGAGAGUGAACGGGAAGAUGUUGCCAAGUUUUCAGGGACGAAGUGUUUGUGUACUUGGAAACGCCAAAGAUGUUGAUAGCAAUGGAACAGCCUUCACCUUGUCAACAAGUGAUGGUCAAGAUAUAAGAAUAAUCAUGCAGGAACCGCUUGGAGAGUAUGUUUCAGGAUUAACUGAAGUCCAUGGGAAUGUAGAUGCACAGAAUAACAUUCACUGUCUAAACUACAUAGCUUUUCCAAAGGAAAUCAGUGAUACAUUUGAUAUGGGACUAUAUAACGAUGCAGUGGAGUUAACAUCACGGUUCAGUGAAUUUUAUAAAGUUGGUGUGACAGAUCAAUAGAACAAUGGUUCAGUGAAUUUUAUAAAGUGGGUGUUGCAGAUCAGUGGAAGCACGGUUCAGUGAAUUUUAUAAGGUUGAUGAAACAGAUCAGUAGAACUAUAUUUCUUAUUUCUAAAAAUACAGUUCUUCAGUGAAAGGGAAGGAAAAUACUUGCUGUGCAACAGUUAUUUUUUAUUGGGAUUUUGAAAUAUGCAUUUUGGAUAAUAAAUUCCAAUGAUGUAA
Messenger RNA from Saccostrea echinata, 614 nucleotides. RefSeq names its product replication protein A 14 kDa subunit-like. Gene Ontology annotation, molecular function: single-stranded DNA binding; damaged DNA binding. Bases 27 to 392 code for a protein of 121 amino acids. Gene Ontology annotation, biological process: nucleotide-excision repair; double-strand break repair via homologous recombination; base-excision repair. Gene Ontology annotation, cellular component: DNA replication factor A complex; site of double-strand break; nucleus. The transcript has 4 exons. NCBI's taxonomy places the organism in Eukaryota, Metazoa, Mollusca, Bivalvia, Ostreida, Ostreidae. The record is from RefSeq and is a predicted model, not a curated record.